AUGCAGGCCGCAGAGGGAAAGCAGCUUUUUGAUCCUGCCUCCUUUGGGAAGGACCUCAUGAUAGGUGGUGUGGCGGCAGCCAUUUCCAAGACAGCGGUAGCCCCAAUUGAGCGGGUUAAGUUGCUGCUGCAGGUCCAGGCCUCGUCCAAACAGAUCCGUGCGGAUCAGCAGUACAAAGGCAUGAUAGACUGCUUUGUGCGCAUCCCUCGGGAACAAGGAUUUCUGAGUUUCUGGCGUGGCAAUCUUGCCAAUGUCAUCCGAUAUUUCCCAACUCAGGCUCUAAACUUUGCUUUUAAGGACAAAUACAAACAGAUAUUCAUGUCUGGAGUGGAUAAAGAAAAGCAGUUUGGGAGGUGGUUUAUUUCAAAUUUGGCUUCUGGUGGAGCAGCUGGGGCAACUUCAUUGUGUGUAGUGUAUCCAUUAGACUUUGCAAGGACUCGAUUAGGUGCUGACAUUGGAAAAGGUGCUUCAGAGCGACAGUUCACAGGCCUUGCUGAUUGUAUUGCUAAAAUUGCAAAAAAAGAUGGUGUUACUGGCCUAUACCAAGGAUUUGGUGUUUCAGUACAGGGAAUUAUUGUAUAUCGAGCGUCCUAUUUUGGAUGUUAUGACACCAUAAAAGGAUUGCUACCAAAUCCCAAAGAGACACCAUUUGUUGUGGCCUUUGCAAUUGCUCAAGCAGUGACUGUAUUUUCUGGGAUACUGUCAUACCCCUUUGACACAGUCAGAAGACGCAUGAUGAUGCAGAGCGGAGAGGCUGAACGUCAGUACAAAGGAACUAUUGACUGCUUUAUCAAGAUAUAUGGCCAGGAAGGAAUAAAUGCCUUUUUUCGAGGAGCCUUCUCAAACGUUCUUCGUGGGACAGGAGGUGCUUUGGUGCUGGUCCUAUAUGACAAAAUUAAAGAGUUUCUUAAUAUUGAUCCUUCAUUAGGCCGAUCAUCUGACUAA
Molecule: messenger RNA, 945 nt
Organism: Varanus komodoensis (Komodo dragon)
Lineage: Eukaryota; Metazoa; Chordata; Lepidosauria; Squamata; Varanidae
Gene: SLC25A31
Product: solute carrier family 25 member 31
Exons: 6
Coding region: 1-945 (314 amino acids)
Biological process (GO): mitochondrial ADP transmembrane transport; mitochondrial ATP transmembrane transport
Cellular component (GO): mitochondrial inner membrane
Molecular function (GO): ATP:ADP antiporter activity
Source: RefSeq, a predicted model, not a curated record